Molecule: messenger RNA, 4435 nt
Organism: Magallana angulata
Lineage: Eukaryota; Metazoa; Mollusca; Bivalvia; Ostreida; Ostreidae
Exons: 15
Coding region: 69-4247 (1392 amino acids)
Biological process (GO): signal transduction
Molecular function (GO): protein binding
Source: RefSeq, a predicted model, not a curated record
CACACAGGAAUAUUUAUCGUAGCGACGAUUACAACAUAUCUAACCAUCCCGGUACAGUACAAAGAACAAUGGAUUAUCUUUAUACGCCAAUGCCAUCGAAGUCUUACCAGAAUGUCUCAAGCAAAGAGGGGCGGGAUGGAGAGAAGAAACCAUCACCAUCGAAACAGUUCCUUACUAUCCCAAAUAAAGGGAGCCAAGACGGAGAGAAAAAAUACAGAGAAACACAUAGCAUUUAUGAUUGGUACCAUCCCGAUCAAACGGAGGACUCAGCCAAACGUUUUCUUGAAGAGUAUCCAUAUGAACCAUUGGACCAAUCCGCCCUUUUCUUAGUGCACCCGUACGGAGAAGAGAUAUAUAAAGAUGAUGUUAAAUACGUCAUUUCCUGCAAAUGGAGAAUGAAAAUUUAUCAGUAUCGGGUUCGAUACAAAAAGGAGGAAGGUGUGUACACAGUCCGUAGCGGUAAGGCCAGCAGUCUUUUGGAUUUGGUGGAGCAGUAUCGUCUAACCGCUGUAGGGAUGGAUGGUAUUAAGUCUAUCUACAGCAAAGACUCCGCCCUUUCUCAUCUGUUGUACCCAAUAGCCUGGCCCAAGAAGUACAAAGAUCGAUGCUACCAUGGUUUACUUGGGCGAGAAGAAGCAGAGGGCACUCUUCGAGAGAGUUUUAAAAAACGAGACAAUUGUAGUCCCUUUCUUGUAAGGGACAGCUUUUCAGAACCUGGAAGAUUGGUCAUAUCAGGAAUGUUUGUCAAAAAGUCGGAUAAAUCCGAGAAAUUUCGUCAUGUUGAAAUUGGAUUGGAGGAUAAGAUGUUUAUGGCAUUGGAUUGCAGGGAGUCUAGUCUAUCUGCGUUGGCCAAGAGCAUUGAGGAAAAGUCCAGAAAUUAUAGUGACUUGCUGGAACUAAAGGCAAUCGCUCGAGAAGGAUACCAUGGUGUAGAUAUCGAAGUUUUAGAAAACUUUCUUCCACCAUCCAUAAAAAAGAUGGACGAAUCGGCCAUCAAUGCCUAUCGUGAGGCCCUUGAGGAGGGAUCAGAAAAUUACAACCACGUGCGCGUCAUGGUAGUUGGCUACCACGGGGCGGGAAAAUCCAGUCUUACAAAACGUCUGCUGAGAGAAAAAGUAGAGGACGUCCGGAGCACUGAUGGAGUAGAGAUUUUCACCAAGAGGGGGCGCUUUCAACUUAGUGAUCAUGCCUGGAUCAAAUACGAUGGCAAACAAGAAAAUGAAAACGAAACACUCGAAAGAAUAGCAAGAUAUUUGACACAGAGAUUCCCUAAAGGAGUUCCAACCUAUUUAUCACUGGAAGAUGAUUAUUACGAAAGCCCAAAAAUGGAACCGACACAAGCCAUCGAGGAACCAACCCCAGAUAUACAUAUACCCCCUGAAUCUCCAAGACCACGUUCAAAUUAUCACACAAAACCAUGGCAAGAACCAGAAAAUUUCAAUGUGGCAAUUUCUCCAGCAAAACACUAUGCUACUCCUCAAAAUGCAUCUACGUUACCUUAUGCAAGCUUGGGAUUUAAACAAAACAGAAUAUCGUCCCCAAUGUCUCCACAGCUCAUCAAAAGACCCCCACCGCCUCAACGACAAACCAAAAGACCUGAAUCGUCGGCUUAUAAAUCUCAUAGUCCAACCAAUGCUAGGAAGCCACAGUCUCGACCACAUUUCAAGGAUCCAAUAAAGAUUAAAUGUAACUCACCCCCAUCUACUGACAGCGAAUCGGAGGACGAGAGCGGAGGCAACAGAGCACAAGAAUAUGGAAAUCAUUUUACCACAGUAAUUUCCGAUCUAAAAAAGAAAUUUGUCACGUCUAAUAAAGGGUCAGCUCCUUCGAUGAAAAAGAGUUGUUCUAUGGGCGAAACAGAAUAUGACGAUUUCCAAAAGGGGAGUGAUUAUUGCAUAGAGGAUGCACGCGAUAAACCUCAGCUGGAAAGGGAAAUUUCGUUCAAUGAUAGUCAAGGAAAACAAGCAAUGAAGGAUGAUCUGGAAGAGUUGCUUCAAAUGUCCUCAAAGUUUCUACAAAAUGAGAUGGGUUCCAUUACAUUUUGGGACUUUGCUGGCCAGACGGUGUUUCAAACUACCCACCAAGCAUUCAUGUCGUCCAAGGCCGUUUACCUUUUGGUGACCGAUGUCUCACGACCAAUGAAUGAUAGUAUUGGAGACGAUGACGACGACGAAUGCCAAUGUGGAUCUGACCAUCAAAAGUCGGUGAAAGAUUUCCUGAAGUUUUGGUUUAACACAAUUCAUACAUAUUCCUCCGAAUCGCAAAAAGGUUCUCCAAAGAUCCUAGUUGUGUCCACACACAAGGAUAAAGUUCAGAAUGGUGACAAAGAAAUUGAAGAACACUUCAGAGAUAUUAAAAGGGUAGCAAAAAAGAAAAUGCUUUUACCCCAUCUAGUACCAGAAAUGUUUUGCGUGGACUGUAAUGAUAAAGAUGAAGAUGUUUUCGACAAAAUACGAUCCAAAAUUCUUGAAAUAGCAAAGGAAGAAAGCAUUUUCCCACAGAGCAUUCCAACAAGUUAUAUCUAUCUAGAACGGAAAAUCAUAGAUAUGCGAAAUAAAGGGAAAAAGGUGCUGAGUUUUUCGGAAGUGAAGAAGUUAAACAAGUUUUGUGCGUUGCAUUUAAAGGAUGAAAAGGAGAUCAAGAUUUUCUUACAGUUUCAUCAUGCUAUUGGCAACAUAUUGUACUAUGAUGAAAAGGGUUUGGAUGAUAUCAUUGUCCUUAACCCUCAGUGGUUGGUAGAUGCUUUUAAAUGUCUGAUCACGACCGAGAAGUUUCUCGAUUCAACGACACACCAAGCGGACUUUUUACUGGAAGAAAUGAAGAAAACUGGAUAUCUUAGCAUGGAAAACAUUGAAGCAUUGUGGAGUGAUCGGGAAGAUUCUUCUUACUUGGAAAAUAAGGAGCACAUAAUAAAAAUUUUGGAGAGAAUGGAUAUAAUCGCCAAACCUACGCGAUUUGAGCAAAACGGAGAAUCGUCUCAUGAAAUGUCAACGUUUCUUGUUCCUUGCAUGAUGAAUGUGGAUUCUUCCAACGUAAGAAACAAAUGGUUGCAGUCGAAGAAUGCCAAUAAGAUAGCAGUACCAGCUUUAGGGUUCUACUUUAAAGACGAGUUUAUGCCCCCGGCUGUAUUUUAUCGUCUGCUGGCGGCUUGCAUGGCAAAAUUUCCCGCGGUCGAACAGAACGAUGUUCCACAAGUGUUUGCCAACACUGCAGUCUUCCGAUUAGAUAAAUAUAACUUUCUUCUGCUUGUCCAUGAAGAUUUUCUCAUUCGUGCCUGGGUGUUGUCAUUUUCAAACACCGCGGAGCAAUCCUCAAUUCGGUAUACAAUCAGAAAGUUUUUGGAAGAAAGUCUGACGAUAAUACUGGAAAUAUAUGCUAGCUGCACAGCAUGCCCGGAUCACAAACUCACCAAAAGGUGUUCAGUCUGUCGGAAAUGCAACGUCAACUUUCCAUUUCGAGUAGUUUUGCAAUGUAGCAACUGUCUCUCGCAGGAGACAGCUUUCAAAGGACUGCACUUUUGGGGAGACUUGGAAUCCAACGAAAGUGUCGUCUGCGCCGAUCACGACGAGAUCCAUGUUAUUGAAUCCACAGACAUGUUGAAAUACUGGCAGUGCCCCAAGGUAGAACACUCGGAUAAUUUAUCGUUGUCUGUAAGAGCAUCAAGAUCUUCUCUAGAGUCUCCCAUUUCGAAGCCAUACAAAACCUUGGGCCGCCUUGCCAGAAGAGUUUCGGGGUAUUGGCAAAAUAUAGCUUAUCACCUGGAACUUGGCGAUAAUUUUGUAGAGACCACCAAGCAGAAUUUUCCACACUUGGCUUCAGAUUGCUGCUUCCACACUUUGAAGACUUGGUAUGAUAAGUCUGCCGAAAAGGAACGUACUCUUCAAACAUUGGAGGGUGUCUUUACGAAUAUUGACAUCGACCGAGAAACUUUGCAGAUGUUAGACACAGCUGAUAUAGAGUGGCAAGAAAACAAGUAUCUAGAGAAGGAAGUCUCGGAACGAGGCAUCGAUAUUAUCUGUAACAAGCUAGGCAAGAAAAGCUACCAGCUUGCCAUAGAGCUAGGCUUGCUUCCCGAGGAAAUUGAACAGACUCAGAUGGAUUUCCGGUUGUCAAUUGAGAGAAGUCGAGAGUAUAUCAAAAAAUGGCGUCAAAGAGAGAAGAAUAAUGCAACAUACAAAGUCUUGCUCCAGGCCUUAGCGACAGUUGAAGUAGAUAGUUACAGAGAAAUACUCUUAUCAAUAUACUAAAUUGUGUUCAUACAAUGUAUACACAAGAACAGUGUCAGUAUUAGUGCAAGAAUUUUAUUUUUAAUUUAUUUUCAUUAUAUUGCCAACACACACGUAAUUAUUUAACAUAUUUAGAUUUUUGGGGUGCAUCUUGGCUUCAUUUACGAGGACUAAUAUAGUACAGCAGAUUAUACAGACAAAAAAAAACC